Messenger RNA from Aureobasidium subglaciale EXF-2481, 1721 nucleotides. RefSeq lists its product as uncharacterized. Bases 121 to 1449 code for a protein of 442 amino acids. The record is from RefSeq and is a predicted model, not a curated record. The transcript is spliced from 3 exons. NCBI's taxonomy places the organism in Eukaryota, Fungi, Ascomycota, Dothideomycetes, Dothideales, Saccotheciaceae.
GUCCUUGCGCGGGCAGCGCGGCAUACGACUUGAACCUUUUUGAUUGACUAUGAGCCACUUGUUUCGACUGCUCGAGGUGUUGGAGCUGUUGGACAAGAAAUUUCUUCCCUUUACUCGAUCAUGACUUCCAAUCGAUUGCCGCAACUGGCACGGGAGACUCAGUUUGAGAUACUGGAGUACUUUGCUGAGGAUGCCCGUCAUGAAGUCGCAGAGCUCAUCUACGACGAUGCAUGGCGCUGUUAUGCUCGACUGCUUCUGCCAGCCAUACUGGUCAACCGAAACUGGUACGCUCGAGGUACCGACUUGCUUUGGCGCGAGCCAUUCACGCCUGUAUUGGCCAGGAUACAUCCACAGCGUCGACAGCUAUAUGCCAAUAAGAUCCAAAGCAUCGGGCUUUAUCUGUACCGAGCCGACCACACCAAUUGCCCUGCAUCUUUUGCAACCUUAAGCUUCCCCAGGCUGAAGAGACUAGAAAUCAGCUCUUGCCCUUCAGGGAUGAAGCUCGACUUGGAACCCUACCUGAGUCGCAGCGUAACAUCAUUCACAAUGCUCGAAUGUCGCCAUCUCCCAAAAUCGGUGCUCGACUUGAUUGCUUAUAGCUGUUCAAAUCUUCGCGACGUGCACCUUGAUUAUCUUCCAGAAGAUCAACACAAUGAACACUUCAUCAAGUUUCUGAAGAGUUGCAAGCAUCUACGGGAUCUUACACUGACUACGAAUGCCGGGUUCGGUCUUCCCGUCAAUGUGUUGGAGAACAUAGCGAGUCGGAAGAAGCUUGAGCAUUUCGACGCUUCGCGCAACCUCAUCUCGUACAACUCGAUAGCAACAGUACUACAGGCCAGCCCACGUCUACGCUUGUUCCGUAACAUACGCAGUCUAUGGCUUGACAUAGAAUCAAGAGCCGUGGCAUACGUACUCUCGGCGACUGAGUUGUUGGUCGAACUCCGGCUUACUGUGACGGACUCACUGGAUGACGUCUUUAUACCUAUCGGGUCUCUGUCUUGCCUACAAACAGUGGAUCUGUGUUUCUCUAUGCCCAAACGACUCUCAAUGCAAGAACUAUAUUCAAUCUCAGGCUUGACCCGUCUCAAAGACCUUAGCAUGUACAGUCCGAACUCUACAUCUGUCAAUGAAGACGCGAUUUCACUCAUUGCCGAAGCCUGGACUGAAGAGCUUUUCCAGUCGUGGGUUUCCAGUUAUCCUGAUCUAGAGAAGCUGCAUCUCGGUGUUCGACCUAUCGGCAGUCACUGGAUCUCGGAGACAAGAAUUAUUGCCAAGAGCUGUCCGAAGCUGAUUGAGCUGUUGAUGGGCGGUAUACACGACAUAGGCGCAUGGGGAGUCUCUCCUGAGCCGUUGUUCCCCAUUCUUCAGCAACUCGACCUGGGACAAUUGAAGCCGUGGCCAUUCUCCAUGAGGAGACCAAGGAGUUUGCUACACGAAUCGCCCGUAUGAUUGAUCAACAUACGCCUGUGUCGGACGACCUCAGCGUUGGUUAUGACGAUCUCGGGAGUGCGGUUGGCGCAGCCUAUGAGCAACUGAAAGCAGAGAAACGUCGUCUUUCUGCAAACACAGAUGCUGUGAUGUCAGAUGGCUGAAGGCAUGCAUUGAGGCCAUUGCAAGCCGACUGCACACUAAAUUAUCAUGAUGCCGAUACGUCGAUAUCAAGAUUCGGCGCAUACAUUAGGCACAAUCAUAUACCCACGUCCAUCAUAGCAAUGUGUUGU